Messenger RNA from Bemisia tabaci, 2970 nucleotides. It is a transcript of the gene EMC4, whose product is annotated as ER membrane protein complex subunit 4. The record is from RefSeq and is a predicted model, not a curated record. NCBI's taxonomy places the organism in Eukaryota, Metazoa, Arthropoda, Insecta, Hemiptera, Aleyrodidae.
AAUAUUUACUGUUUCACCGUGUAAUUUGUUAUCAAUCAAUGCUCACAUCAAUUUCCUUUAUUAUUUUAUUAUUAUCAAUUAGCUCUCUCGUGUGAAAAGUAUUUAAACUAUCAAUCCGUUGUAUAAUUCAGUCGAAAUGGCCACAGCAGUUUCCAGAGCUCCGCCGAAGAAAUACAAGUGGGCUCUAGAUUUCGCUCCCAGGAGGAGAAGUUCCACGACUCCUGUAGUUGAGCUUCCCUCGCCUCCUGGAUACAACCCAUCUGUUGAGCAAACAUCUUCUGAGACAGCCCAGUCAGGAGAUUCUACACAUCUGAUAAUCAAGAAGUCCUGGGAUCUCGCUUUGGCUCCACUGAAACAGGUUCCAAUGAAUCUAUUCAUUAUGUACAUGGCUGGUAACUCUAUAUCAAUUUUUCCCAUCAUGAUGAUUGGUAUGCUUGUAAUUAGGCCAAUCACAGCGUUAUUUGCCAUUCAAACAACAUUCAAAAUUAUCGAAGGUAGCCAUGCUGUUGGUCAAAAAUUUGUCUACUUUCUUGGAAAUAUUUUGAACAUACUACUAGCGAUGUAUAAAUUUCAUUCAAUGGGUCUACUACCAUCUCACUCAUCUGACUGGCUUGCUUUUGUGGAACCGCAACAACGGCUCGAGUAUUCUGGAGGAGGAUUUUUACUUUCUUAAGCUUGUAAGUUCUAAAUAUUCAGGUUUAAUGGAUGGGGACCGUGUCUUCAUUUUUCAUUGAUACAAGUUGCUUUGAGUCAAAAACGCGUAACCAUCAUUGCUGGCAAAUCAGGUUAUAUUCUCGAUUUGUUCAGUAGAGGUUUCUUUUUUUUUUAAAUAGUACCGUAAUUAUAUUAAAUGCUAUGAGCAAGGUACUGAGUUUCAAAAACACCAUCUUACCUUGCAAGAGUGAGGUUUCCAUUGAUUAAUUAUAGUAUCUAGAGGUGAUGGAAAAAUAUAAAUGAUUUUGUGGCUCCCAGCAAGAGAUGAGUUCCAUAAAUGUUUCAAAGAAUUCACAGGAAAAUGUUUGGGAUAAAAUCUUAAAUUUAUCUUAAGUGGGGAAUUUUUUCGAUUAAUUCCUCCAAAAAGUUCAAUGAAAUUCUCAGGAUUAUGACAGAAAAAAAACUAAGCAUAAAAUAUGUUUUAGAUUCUAUGAAUUGUUUUUACAGCAAUACCAGGGAAAGUAAAUUAUGGAAACUGAACAAUCAAAGUAAAAGACUUGAAAUUUUAAUCGGUCAAAAAUUACCAAUAAUUUAGUCAAAUACAGGUACAAUAAUCCAACACAUUGGAAGUUUACAUUAUCCCUUGAGAUUUUGAUAGAGUAUAUGUCUCUCUACUUUCAUUUUCAGAAGUUCUGUAAGCAUUGAAAUCGCCUAAAAUUUUCAAGUUUUUCGAAAAAUUUAAUAAUUCUCUAGCAGGGUCACUCAAUUGAAAAGAAAGGUCGAACUAAUAAGAGUAUUAAUAAAUUACCGUCUUGUUACAAAAUUUAUUUGAAAGUGAAAAGCAUUUUAAAAUGGUAUAGGUAGUUUUGUUUCAAAUUAAAACGAACAAAUAUCAACACAGUCCCCACCGCCUUUUAGCAUAGGAAGAAAUCCUCAAAAUCAGAGGAAGCCUUUUAUAUUCCCUGGUUUCAGAAUACCCAGUUGGUGUUCUAUCCUUAUACUGAUAAAGAAUUGUAAUUUGCAAUGUAACUCAAUGCGAGUUGUUCAGUCAUGGUAAAUCCGAUUUUCAUAGUGUCUGACUUUUUAUCGGGUGACACUUUUUUGUUUGUUCUUUGUAGGUGAGUACCAUUUUGCCUUUAGUUUUUGUACAUUAAUUGUAAAUAAUUGUUUUUUUCCAACCUCUUUUUUCAUUUGCUACACUGCAAAAACACAGAGAUAGAUUUUACUUCAGUCACAGGUAAUUAUUCUUAUAAUGAGAAGAACUAUAGAGUUAUUCAAUAACCAUGUGAGAAUACUAAUACCUUUGAACUUCAAAAUUCUAUGCUCCACUUCUGAGUAGAUUGUAUGCUGCUUAGAAAGAGCCACUAAUUUUAGGGUCUUCGCAUCUCUCAUUCCUUAAGGAUUCAAACAGAUUUUUUGUGUAAAACUUUCGAAAGAAAAUCUACGCAGAUUGAAAAAGGCUGUAUUUCAGCUUCCAGAAAGCCCAAUUUUUAGGAGCCAAAUUAUUUUUGCAUGUUCUAUGCUGUAUUUUCUCGAGUCUCUGUCCUAUUCUCAAAUCAUCUCAUUCUCGGGCUGUGCUGCUGCACAGCAGAUUGUGGAUUGAGAAUACUAACAAUAAGUUCCCCCCAAUUUUUAGAGGACGCAGCUUGAUUUUUAGGCGCAUGGCGCCCAGGGAAUGCAAAACACCAGCGAAGGAAACCGAGAAACCCAGUUUUGUUCUAUAAAUUUGGAGCCAAUACUUUUGACUGAAGAAUUGAUUGGUUUCAAUUUUUUCUUGGGAUUGAAUUCCUCAUUGAAAAAAUAAAAAUCUCAGAAAAUGAAUCGAAACUAUUAGCAAAUUCACACAAGUUUCGAUUCAGCACAUUGUCAUUGGUCAUGCAAUUGUCUGGAAGCCAUUUUAUAAUACUUUCAAUUAGAAUAUAAUCACAUUUUGAUACAAUUUCCACCAACCAUAAGCUCCUCAAGUCACAAACUUUUCUAUAAAAGGGUCAAGAUAAAUCUGUGUGAGAGAAAAGAUGUCUCUCACAACAGACAGCAUAGUCUUCAUGUUUCAAUUUUUCUCUGCUUUUUCCUCUAAAAAAUAUUUAAGCAAAAUUUUCUCUCCUUUGAAAGCCGGUUUUUUGCAGUUUUAUACUUUUACACUUAUAAUUUUAAUAUAAAAUAAUUCAAGUUUUAAACUUCUGGUCAAGUGUUAAUUAUAUAGUUUACUUGGUUUCCUCUUUUUGCCAGAAAUUUUCUGUAUCUUUCCUUUAUUUGCAGAGUGAAAAUCAAUUUUGGAAAGUUUCAUACAUUGUUGAAUACAUUUUUUAAAAAAUA